UCUUAAGUUUUUAGUAAAGACCAAGAACUUUCCUCUUCUCUACCUCAGCACUACCAAUCAACUCAACCCAAAAAUUCUUAUCAUCAUCACAAACAAACCCUUCUUCACUCUUCACAAUUCCACUUCUCUCAUUCCACCACAAACUCUCUCAACAAAAAAACAAAAACAUGAAAUCAUUGAUCAUCUUCAAAACAAUUACAAUUACAAUUACAACCCUUCUCUACUUUUCCCUCACCCUUCUCCACCUCCAAGCCUACGACCCAAUUGACCGUUUUACCCUCAAUUGUGGUACAACAGGAAACUCUACCGACGGAGAAAGAACAUGGACAGGUGACACAAACUCAAAACUUUUGAAAACACUUUCUGUUUCAAUUUUAGGGACAACAACACAACAAACACCAACUUCAGUAAACAAAAACCCUUAUUCAACAGCAAGGUUGUCACGUGAACAAUUCAAUCACUCUUUCUCCGUUGGUAAAGGUCCAAAAUUUCUCCGUCUUUUUUUCUACCCUUCAAAUUAUAACGGUAAUUUCAACCGUUAUGAUGCUUUUUUCACCGUUGAAUCUAACGGAUUCACACUUCUUAAGGAUUUUAAUGCUUCACUUAACGCUGAUGUUGAAGGUGUUGGUACUUUAUUCAAAGAAUAUGUUAUUAAUGUUGGUGAUGAUGAUGAUCAAAGGCUUGAUUUGAGUUUUAUUCCAAGUGGAGGAAACUCUAACAAUUAUGCUUUCAUCAAUGGAAUUGAAGUCUUAUCUAUGCCUAGUGAUCUUUAUUAUACAUCAUCUAAUGAUAAUGGAAUUUCACUUGUGGUGGGGCCCACCAUUUCCCAAUACGAUCUUCAAACCACUUUUGCUCUAGAGACAGAUUACAGGAUCAGAGUUGGAGGGCAAGCAAUCUCAGCCAAGCAAGACACAGGCUUGUUCAGAAAAUGGAACGGCAACGACGAAGACUAUUUAAGAACACCAACAUCACGCGAUUCUCUCCCAGCAGACGUAUCAGGUACGAGGAACAUCACAGUAAAUCCUGAUUACGUGGCACCUAAAGACAUCUACAGAACAGCACGUGAGAUGGGCCUCAACGGAACUCUCAACAAACUCUUAAACCUAACUUGGGAAUUCCCUGUUGAUUCUAGCUUCUAUUACAUGAUCAGGCUCCACUUCUGUGAACUCGACCCCAAAAUAACUAACGUAGGCGAUAGAGUCUUCAACAUCUAUUUACAAGGACUCAUGGCAGAACAAAAUGCUGAUGUCAUGAGUUGGACCUCAAAUCAAAAAGGGCUUGCAGUGCAAAAAAACUACGUCGUUUUCAUUCCGAAUAACGGUAACAAAACAGAACACCUCUCCAUUCAAAUGCAUCCCGUUGAUAACGCUCACAUAACCAUAUUCAGUGACCCGUUUUUAAAUGGACUUGAAAUUUUCAAGAUCAGCAACGUCACUUUAAAGAGCCUAGCUGGACCUAACCCGGACCCGGUCCAACACCCGAUUCAAGAUCCGAAACCGAAAAAGAGCAACAAAAGCAUAAGUGGAACGACGAUUAUUGGUGUCGUUUUGGGAGUUAUAUUCGGCGUCGUUUUAUUUUCCCUUGUCGUCGUUUUCUUCGUUUUGAAAAGAAAAAGAGAAACGACUACUAUAACAACCACAGCGAAGGAUUCAAAAAGGUCUUCUCGAACUUCAAAGUGGGGCCCACUGUCGUUUGCAACGACGAAAUCGUCCAACACUCAAAACUCAUCUCUACCGUCGGAUCUAUGCCGUUACUUUUCUCUCCUCGAGAUUCGCGCCGCCACGAACAACUUCGACGAACUCUUCAUCGUCGGCGUUGGAGGAUUCGGCCACGUGUACAAAGGCUACAUCGACAACGGUUUAACAGCGGUUGCUAUCAAACGGCUCAAACCGGGUUCACAACAAGGCGAAAACGAGUUCAUCAACGAGAUUGACAUGUUAUCGAAGCUUCGUCAUCUUCAUCUCGUUUCUUUAAUCGGUUACUGCAACGAGAAUAAUGAGAUGAUAAUCGUCUACGAUUUCAUGGCGCGUGGAACGUUACGCGACCAUCUCUACAAAACAGAAAAUCCUUCACUUUCAUGGAAACAACGGUUGCAGAUUUCAAUAGGUGCGGCGCGUGGGUUACACUACCUUCAUACAGGAGCAAAACACACUAUUAUCCACCGCGACGUGAAAACGACGAAUAUUCUGUUAGAUGAGAAAUGGGUUGCGAAGGUUUCUGAUUUUGGGCUUUCGAGAGUUGGGCCUAUUGGUAUGUCUAAGGCCCAUGUUAGCACUGUUGUUAAAGGGAGCAUUGGUUAUUUAGAUCCUGAGUAUUAUAAACGACAGCGUUUAACUGAGAAAUCUGACGUGUACUCUUUUGGAGUGGUUUUAUUUGAGAUACUCUGUGCUCGACCGCCUCUGAUUAGAACUGCUGAAAAGAAACAGGUGUCACUUGCUGAUUGGGCGAGCCAUUGUUAUAAAAAUGGGACCCUCGGGAGUAUAGUGGACCCUGCAAUAAAGGGAAGCAUAGCACCUGAGUGUUUGAGAAAAUUCGGUGAGAUUGCGGUUAGUUGUUUGUUGGACGAUGGAACGCAUAGGCCGUCAAUGAACGACGUCGUUUGGAUGUUGGAGUUUGCGUUACAGUUACAAGAGAGUGCGGAACAACGUGAGCGUGGUGUUGUUGAUGUUGGAAUUGAUGACGUGGCAGGAGGAAAAGAGGAAAAUGAUGACGUGGCAGGAGAAAAAGAGGAAAAUGAUGACAUGUCCAGUUAUGGGACCAGUGUGGGACUGAUUUCAGAUUUAAAUAAGAGUAGUCAAGUGAGUGAGAGUACUACAACUAGUGCUAGUAGAGAGCAAAGCUAUAGUUAUUUUAAUACUAGUAAGGAAAGUGUUUUCUCUGAAAUCAUGAACCCAAAAGCACGGUAAAUUUCUCAGAAUUACUGUUAGUUGCGAUAAUUUUAUUCAAGUUAAAAUGUAUAGUUUUUUUUAAAAUCGCAGCGCUUGGUCGUGAUUUUUACUAAACAUGUAUUUAAUCGGAUCAUUAUGUAUAAUGGAAUUUUAGUAUACUAUUUAUAAGGCAAAGUUUUAGGUUUGAAGACUAA
Molecule: messenger RNA, 3082 nt
Organism: Cicer arietinum (chickpea)
Lineage: Eukaryota; Viridiplantae; Streptophyta; Magnoliopsida; Fabales; Fabaceae
Product: receptor-like protein kinase FERONIA
Biological process (GO): protein phosphorylation
Molecular function (GO): transmembrane receptor protein tyrosine kinase activity; ATP binding
Source: RefSeq, a predicted model, not a curated record